Paralichthys olivaceus (Japanese flounder) is the source of this 1967-nucleotide messenger RNA. The record is from RefSeq and is a predicted model, not a curated record. NCBI's taxonomy places the organism in Eukaryota, Metazoa, Chordata, Actinopteri, Pleuronectiformes, Paralichthyidae.
AUGAGCAGCAGUGAAGGUCUCCACAGCCAAUGGCCAAUCAGAGCUCAGACACUAAUCCGCAGCAGCCUAAUUCUUGCCAUCCCUCUCUCUCUCUCCCCCACGUCACUGCUCAAUGAGAUACCCAGCAUCCCCACUGUGGCUCCCCAUCUGCAGGCAUACUCCCCCUGGAUUGUGUUGGAUACUAAUGAUCGAUUCCUGAGGAAGAUCACCAUAGGCCAGUCACCAACUGAAAAGGGACACAAAAGAGAGGCCCAGUUUGACAUCACGGUGGCGAGUGAAAUCAUGGCAGUGCUUGCCCUCACCAGCAGCCUGGAGGACAUGCGUCAGCGUCUGGCAAAGAUGGUGGUGGCCACCAGCCGCAGUGGACAGCCUAUCACCACAGAGGACCUGGGUGUGAGUGGUGCUCUAACUGUGCUGAUGAAAGAUGCAAUAAAGCCAAACCUGAUGCAGACUUUGGAGGGAACUCCUGUGUUUGUACAUGCGGGCCCCUUCGCCAACAUCGCCCACGGCAACUCCUCCAUCCUGGCUGAUAAAAUCGCUUUGAAGCUGGUUGGACCUGAGGGCUUUGUAGUGACUGAGGCUGGUUUUGGUGCUGACAUCGGCAUGGAGAAGUUCUUCAACAUCAAGUGCCGCUACUCAGGCCUGAGGCCACAAGUGGUGGUGUUAGUGGCGACUGUCCGAGCCCUGAAGAUGCAUGGAGGAGGAUCAAAAGUUACUGCUGGAAUGCCACUGCCAAAGGAAUAUGUUGAGGAGAACCUCGAGCUCCUGGAGAAGGGCUGCAGCAACAUGAGGAAGCAGAUAGAGAAUGCACAGCACUUUGGUGUGCCUGUGGUGGUCGCUGUCAAUGCUUUCAAGACAGACACUGAGGCUGAGCUGGACUUGGUCUGCAGCAUGGCCAAAACUGCCGGAGCGUUUGAUGCAGUGCGAUGCUCCCACUGGGCAGAGGGUGGAGCGGGGGCUGUGGCCCUGGGUCAGGCCGUCCAGAGAGCCUCCGUGGUCCCCAGCAACUUUAAAUUCCUUUAUGAUUUGGAGCUCCCUAUUGCUGACAAAAUUCGAACAAUUGCCCAGAAGAUCUACGGUGCAGAUGAUAUUGAGCUUCUCCCAGAGGCCCAACACAAGGUGGAGCUCUACACCAAACAGGGUUUCGGCAAUCUGCCAGUCUGCAUGGCGAAGACACACCUAUCGCUCUCACAUGAGCCUGAGAAGAAGGGUGUGCCCACGGGGUUCAUCCUGCCAAUCAGAGACAUCCGAGCCAGUGUGGGCGCCGGCUUUCUGUUCCCACUGGUUGGCACGAUGCCUACGAUCCCCGGUCUUCCCACCAGGCCUUGCUUCUAUGACAUUGAUCUGGAUCCUGAGACUGAACAGGUCAACGGACUCUUUUAAAGGAGGACUGUACGAUGGUAAUGAGUUAAAAACACAUAUUUACAUCUCAUACAUCUCUUGGGGGGUUGCUGAUCUCAGCAGUAUUUUGCUCUUUCUGUUUGCUUUAUUUCUCAGUGAAUAGACAUAGCCCAGCCCUCAACUGAGCCUUACCAAAAUGGGACGGACUAAUUACUGAAAGUGUCGCUAAUCUGCUAGUGUCUUUUUCUUUGUCAUUUCACUCAGACAAUGACAUCUGUAAAUAAUUGAUUUGCUUUUCCCAGAGGGUUGCUGAUGAAUUAAUCAAAAAAGUUGUCUGUGAUAGACAGGGUCUCAGAACUACCAAAAACUUAGUAGUGACACAUCUGGAUUCGAGCAUUAACCACCGUAUCCACUACAUCAGGGGCGUCUCCUUUAUCAUUUUUCUCUGUUUGACUGAUUUCAUUCCUAAUGCCUGUCGAGCGUCCUGUUUUGCUGUCCCAUAUUUGUAACUGAAUAUUUCUAAUACUGUCUAAUAUUGCUGGACCAAUCUGCACUGCUGUGAAAAUGAACUGUGGUAAAGUUGCAUUGCUGUCAGGAAAGAUCAAAUAAAGUCUUCUUGAUGUAAA